This is a messenger RNA of Cydia amplana, 1910 nucleotides long. RefSeq names its product TGF-beta receptor type-1 (gene babo). Bases 206 to 1753 code for a protein of 515 amino acids. Lineage: Eukaryota; Metazoa; Arthropoda; Insecta; Lepidoptera; Tortricidae. Gene Ontology annotation, cellular component: activin receptor complex; plasma membrane. The transcript has 9 exons. The record is from RefSeq and is a predicted model, not a curated record. Gene Ontology annotation, biological process: activin receptor signaling pathway; cellular response to growth factor stimulus; nervous system development. Gene Ontology annotation, molecular function: activin receptor activity, type I; activin binding; ATP binding.
UAUUCUCUCACAUUGAUUUUACAAGUUGUUUUUAUAAAUAUGUAUUUUCGUUAGUGUGUUGAACCAGCGGAAUUCCGCUCAUACGCAAACAAUUGAGACAGUUAAUGUGUAAUAUGCCAUGUUCCUAUUAGACAUCAAUGGCCGUAUUGCUGUUUUGUCGUGCUUCAAUAAUAUGUGUUUUGUCGUGUCUGGACAUUAGAUUGUAAUGUUUCAAUCAAAUAAUGUGAUCAUGCAUAACGUUAUUUGCCGAAAGUGGUUGCUGCUGCUGUUAUUCGUGGUUUAUCGCAAGCUGGACCCUGUAGAAGGCUUAAAAUGUUACUGCGACACAGCGGGCCCCAGCUGCCAGAACGAGACCUGCGAGACCGACGGCUUCUGCUUCGCCUCCACGACGCUCAAGGACGGCCUCGAGAAAUACGAAUACCGCUGUAUGGACCGUAAAGCACUGAUACCGCCGGAGCACCCCUUCGGUUGCUCCACGACGAAGGCUAAAAAUGAGUCCGUGGUGAUACAGUGUUGUGACAGUCGUGACAUGUGCAAUCGCGAUAUGCGUCCGCAGCUGCAGCCGAAGCCGCCAGACACGACGCCUACCGCGGCGGCAUGGCAAGUGGUGCCCUGGAUCAUUGGCCUAAUGGUACUGGGCAUUUGCGCCGCCAUAAGCUUUUGGUGGGCCAAGAGGUCCCGAAAGAUGCUCAAGAGAGGCCUGGGCUCCAGGCCUCUGUUCCCUGCCGAGGACUCGCUGUGUGAGCCGAGACAUCCGAUACUGGGGGGAACGGCUACUAUCAGGGAUAUGAUCGAGUUGACGACCUCUGGCUCUGGAUCAGGUCUCCCCCUACUGGUCCAACGGUCCAUCGCCCGCCAGAUCCAGCUGGUGGACAUCAUCGGCAAGGGCCGCUUCGGCGAGGUGUGGCGCGGCCGCUGGCGGGGCGAAAACGUCGCCGUCAAGAUAUUCUCCUCCCGCGAGGAGUGCUCCUGGUUCCGCGAGGCCGAGAUAUACCAGACCGUCAUGUUGCGCCAUGAGAACAUACUCGGCUUCAUCGCAGCUGAUAAUAAGGACAACGGCACAUGGACGCAGCUGUGGCUGAUCACCGACUACCACGAAAACGGGUCGCUGUUCGACUUCCUCACAGCGCGUACCAUCGACUCGACAACGCUCGUCAAAAUGGCGCUCAGCGUCGCCACCGGCCUGGCGCACCUGCACAUGGACAUCGUGGGCACUAAAGGCAAGCCAGCGAUCGCCCACCGUGAUCUCAAAUCGAAGAACAUUCUCGUGAAGAGCAACCUCACCUGCGUGAUCGGUGACCUCGGGCUGGCGGUGCGGCACAACGUGGCCAGCGAUUCUGUGGACGUGCCCUCGACUAACCGCGUCGGCACCAAGCGAUACAUGGCGCCGGAGGUGCUAGACGAGACGAUGGACACGCGUCAAUUCGACCCGUACAAGCGCUCGGACGUGUACUCGUUCGGACUCGUCGUAUGGGAGAUGGCGCGGCGCUGCGGCGCGCUGCCUGACGAGUACCAGCCGCCGUACCACGACUGCGUGCCGCCCGACCCGGCUCUAGAAGACAUGAGGAGGGUCGUGUGUCUGGAGCGCAGGCGGCCCAGCGUGCCCAACCGGUGGCAUUCGGACCCGGUCCUCUCCUCGAUCUCGAAGGUGAUGAAGGAGUGCUGGUACCAGAACCCGGCGGCGCGGCUCACGGCGCUGCGCAUCAAGAAGACCCUCGCCAACAUCGGCGCGGGAGACCUCGGCAAGAUGUAGACCGAACGAACGCCGAUUGGACGGCCGUUGGUCAGGUCUGUUACUCUAUAACCACCACGCUAUCACGCAAAAAUAUACCUUAGCAGGUUGUCAAUAUGGACGAUUUCUAAAUGCAUUUGAUUGACAACCGACGUAACUUUUUGCGGAGGAUGACUUA